AUGGAUCUUAUGGAGUUGGGCGACAUGGGCAGUGGCUGUGAAGAUGAAAACUGUGGCCUCGCAUCUGGCUUCCCGGAGGAUUGCUUGAACCAAGAGUGCCAGUGGGAGGAACCUUUGUUUGGAUUGAUUGAGCUAGUGUGCGUAACUGUCAUAUACAUUCCACUGAUUCUCUUCGGCCUUCUGGGAAAUAUACUGACUAUUCUGGUGGUUUGGCUCCGACCCCACAUGAGGAGCUCUACCUAUCUCUACCUGAGCAGCAUGGCUGUCAGUGAUCUGCUGAUACUCCUGCUGUUGCCUCUGGAGCUCUAUAAGCUCUGGAGGCCCAGACCCUGGACCUUAGGAGACCUUGUCUGUAAGCUGACUAUGUUCCUCUCAGAGUGCUGCACCUUCUGCACAAUCCUCCACAUCACCUUCCUCUCCUUGGAGAGGUACCUGGCUGUCUGCUGGCCAAUCACAGCCAAGACCCUGGUGACACGGCGCAGAACAAGGGCUCUCAUCGGUUGCCUGUGGCUGGGCGCGGCCGUUAGUGCGGCACCGGUGUUGGUAAUGGUUGGAGUGGAGGAAGUCGAGGGAGAGGAGCUAGGGCUCGGAGGGUGGACAGGCAAGGAAGGAGAACAGGGAGGAUUUAUGAUAGGUGGAGGGGAAAGAGGAAGUGGACACAUGGCCUCAAUGAAUGGAGGAUUAGAGGGAAUAAAGUGGGGAGAAAAAGAGAAAAUGGGAUGGGGUGAAAGAGUCGGGGAGUUAAGAGAGAGAAAAGUGGGAAUAGAAGAAAGAGAUGAGAGGAAACAAGGAGAUGGAGGACAAAUACAAGUUGAAAAACAAGCAGAUGAAGGAGGAGAGAUGGAAGUUGAGGGAGAGCGGCAAAAUAAAAUGAAGGAAGAUGAGGGAGGAGGACGGGAAGAAGGCACUGAUGGAGGUCCAAAGGGACGGACUGACAAGAGAGAGUGCCGCUGCACACACUACGCCGCCUCCUCCGGCCUGUUGUCGGCCAUGAUGAUUCUCUCGAACUUGUACUUCCUGGUUCCUGUCAGCAUCCUGGGAGUGGUCUACAGCCUGAUUGGACGGACACUGUGGCUCCGUCCACAAAGCAGCCGUAGGGACCAGAGCCACCGGCACACUGUCAAAAUGCUGGGAGUGAUUGUCUUAGCGUUCGUCCUGUGCUGGCUGCCCUUCCAUGUGGGUCGGACCAUUUACUCUUUUUCGCAUGGCAUCGGCAUAGACGGACAGGAAGCAUACACGGACACAGACAUACACUCAGACAUUAACACUCUCUCUGAUGUCGGCAUAAACAGAGAUGUCGACAUUCACACUGUUGCUGAACCCAUUAGCCACUCGGACUCGGACUCGGACACGCGUUUCAAGACUGGAAAGAUGACUGCACACGAUCACACGGAGGGAGGCAAAAUGUUCUGUGACAACACACACACUGAUUAUUUCAACUUGGUGUCCUCUGUCCUCUACUGCCUCAGUGCUGCCAUCAAUCCUCUACUGUACAACCUGAUGUCCGCUAAAUAUAGACACGCCGUGCACAGCCUCAUACGCACACACUCUCACACACAGUCUCACCGCCUGCGCACACUCACGACACGGCACUCCACGACCACUUUGUAA
Molecule: messenger RNA, 1611 nt
Organism: Sebastes umbrosus (honeycomb rockfish)
Lineage: Eukaryota; Metazoa; Chordata; Actinopteri; Perciformes; Sebastidae
Product: growth hormone secretagogue receptor type 1-like
Exons: 5
Coding region: 1-1611 (536 amino acids)
Biological process (GO): hormone-mediated signaling pathway; G protein-coupled receptor signaling pathway
Cellular component (GO): plasma membrane
Molecular function (GO): growth hormone secretagogue receptor activity
Source: RefSeq, a predicted model, not a curated record